AUGUCAUCAGAUUUUCUACAAUGCAAGAGAGAGAAGCCAUUAAAGAAGAUUUUCUACAGAUUUCCUGGAGUAAUAGGUGCCAUAGAUGGAUCGCACAUUCGAAUUGACAAACCAAUAGAAGACAAAGAUUUGUACAUAAAUAGGAAACAAUUUUUUUCCAUUCAGUUACAAGGCAUUGAGAACCACGAACAAAAAUUUAUGAAUGUUUACCCUGGAUCGGUUCAUGAUGCAAGAGUUUUUAGGGAAUCGCCUGUGUACAAUAGACUGAAUGAACUUUGUGGAGAAGAUGGAUACUUGCUUGGAGAUAGUGCGUAUUCCUGUUUACAACGGUUGAUUGUUCCGUAUAGAGAUAACGGACAUUUGACACGAGCUCAAAUCAAUUUUAACCAAAGAUUGAGUUCAUGUCGAGUUAUUAUCGAAAAUGCAUUUGGUAAUCUGAAACAGCGAUUUCGUCAAUUGUACCAUUUUAAGUUACGAGACAUUGUUCGAAUGGUUCAGGUUGUGCAUGCAUGUUGUGUUUUGCACAAUAUGGCGAAUGCUAAUGAUUUACAGUUAUUUAAACCACCUCCCAAUGAAAAUCAACCUGAUCCUGAUGCUGUAAAUGCACUGAUUAAUAUAGUUGGAGAUAAUGCAAUACCGCAGGAUAAUCAACAGGGACGAGAACUUAGAGACGAAAUAUGUAGACAACUCGCAGCACAAUAAAUGUCUCAAUUAUUGUACAUUCUAUUUAAAUAAGAAUUAUGUAAAUUUAUCUUUUAA
Molecule: messenger RNA, 759 nt
Organism: Nylanderia fulva
Lineage: Eukaryota; Metazoa; Arthropoda; Insecta; Hymenoptera; Formicidae
Source: RefSeq, a predicted model, not a curated record